Cutaneotrichosporon oleaginosum is the source of this 1850-nucleotide messenger RNA. RefSeq lists its product as uncharacterized. NCBI's taxonomy places the organism in Eukaryota, Fungi, Basidiomycota, Tremellomycetes, Trichosporonales, Trichosporonaceae. Gene Ontology annotation, cellular component: membrane. The record is from RefSeq and is a predicted model, not a curated record. Gene Ontology annotation, molecular function: carbohydrate:proton symporter activity. Gene Ontology annotation, biological process: carbohydrate transport; transmembrane transport.
GGGGCGGGGGCGGGGGCGGCAAAAGGAAAAUCGGCGACGAACGAGACGAGCGAGCCUCUUUUCCAUCUCGCGAUGUAUAAGAGGAGGACUGGCUCUGUGUCACCCGCUAUUCACCGCCUACACCAUGAGACACGGACUGAUGAACCUCCUCGUCGGGUUCCCGACGUUCCUCGCGUUCGGGUACUCGCUCACGUUCUUCGGCGGCAUCAUGUCCUACCCCAGCUUCUAUAGGGAAUACAACAUGCUGGACACGGCGACGACGAAGGGUGCGCUCAAGCGCAACAACUCGCUGCUGCAGGGCGUGGCGAAUGGCAUGACGAAUCUCGGUGGCGCGUGUGCCUGCCUCAUCGUGCUGUACUACGGCAACCGUCUCGGCCGGCGCAAGAUGAGCUUCAUCGGCGGCGUCAUCGCCAUCGUCGGCACGGUAAUCUUCUGCACCUCGUACUCGUUCGCGCAGAUCCUCGUGUCGCGCUUCAUCCAGGGUAUUGGGAUCGGUAUCGGCAUCGCCACGGUGCCCGUGUGGCAGUCCGAGCUUGCGACGACCAAGAACCGUUCCGCGCACGUCAUCGUCGACGGCAUCAUGGUGUCGGCGGGCUUCAUGAUCGCGUCGUGGAUUACCUACGGCUUUUCAAAGGCAAGCACCCUCGACUCGUGGCAGUGGCGCGUGCCCGGCACGCUCAUUGGUAUUUUCGCCCUGCCUAUUGCAGGCGCCUCGUUCAUGUUCCCCGAGUCGCCGCGGUGGCUCGUCAUGCAGGGGCGAGCGGAUGAGGCGCGUGAGAUCUUCGCGGACAUGUUCAAGGACUCGGAGGACCCCGACAUUGUCGAGAACACCCUCAACGCCGCCGUCCGCGUCAACGAGACCGUCACGCACACCAGCUGGACCGGCCUCUUCCGCAUGGGCAAAGACAAGAUGCUCUGGCGCCUCUUCCUCGCCGUCACCGUGCAGUGGUUCACGCAGAUGAACGGCGCUGGCAUCAUCACGGCGUACGCGAACCAGCUGUUCGGCACGAUCGGGCUUGAGCCCGACACGGCCAAGAUCGUCGCCUCGGUAUCGCUCACGUACAAGUUCCUCACAUGCUUCAUCGCCUUCUUCGUCAUCGAGCGCGUGGGCCGCCGCGCCCUCUUCAUAACUUCGGGCAUCGGCAUGGCCAUCUCCAUGUUCGUGCUCGCCAUCUGCGGGUCCCAGACCACCGACACCAAACUCGCUCCGGCGUACGUCGCCAUCGUUUUCGUAUUUGUCUUCCUGCUCUUCCUCCCGCUCGCGUUCCUCGGCGUCAACUUCCUCUACUGCCAGGAAAUAAUCAGCACCCCCUACCGCGCCCCGGCGGGCGGCAUCUCGUCUGCCACACUCUGGCUCUCCCAGUUCGUCCUGGCCCUCACCACGCCCCUCUCCCUCGAAGUCCUCAAGUGGAAGACGUACCUCGUAUGGGGCUGCGCCAGUGCCGUCAUUCCGCCCGUAGUGUACCUCUACUACCCCGAGACGACCAACCUGUCGAUGGAAGAGCUGGAGGGUAUUUGGUUCGCGCCCGGCUUCCGCGGCCCUGUCAAGGAGGCGGCGCAUUUGCGCGCCCUCAAGGCGCAGGGCGUCACGGAGAAGUCGGUUCUUGCCGGUGAGGCUCAUGUCGAGGACAAGACGCACGGCACCACCAUGGUCGAGAAAGUCUGAGUGCAUCGUACCAGGUUGGACAGGUAGACCACCUAGAUCAGUAGAUUCAUUACCGGCACAGCAUUUACUAGGCAUAAACUCAUUUGUAAGCAUUGAUGCAGACCAUCACAACUCCAAGCUUGAGAGCUGCGUCGCGUCGCCCUGUCAAUGUAGAGGAUAGCAGGUGAGCGCGUGGUAUCCACUC